Messenger RNA from Cucumis sativus (cucumber), 1527 nucleotides. RefSeq lists its product as uncharacterized. The transcript has a single exon. The coding region runs from base 249 to 1112 and encodes 287 amino acids. NCBI's taxonomy places the organism in Eukaryota, Viridiplantae, Streptophyta, Magnoliopsida, Cucurbitales, Cucurbitaceae. The record is from RefSeq and is a predicted model, not a curated record.
UGCCGUUUUGUGCUUUCACUUUCCGUACCAAUUUCAAAAGGCUAAGAAAAAAAUCGCUUUUCAUUUUCUCUUUUUUCGUUCUGUUUUUGGUUGAAUCUUCAAAAGACUUCUUCAAGAACGCGCCACCCAGCUUCAGUCAACCGGAAGAAUUCUUCUCUCCUUUUCUCUCCCAAAAAGUUUCUUAUUUUAAGAAACUUCUAAUUUUUUGAAUCUGUAUUAUCUGGUUAUACUUCACACUCUGUUUUACUAUGCCGCAAGUGGAUCUGGAAACUCUGGUUUCUGCAUGUGCCGGCGGCGGUGCUCAUGACCGAAAAAUCGCCUGCGAGGAAGCUUUGGACGACGGCGAUCCUCGGCCAGAAGAAGAGAACAGAGAGGUCACAGAGCAGCCAGAGAUUCCGCCGGAUUUUCCACCGGAAUCGUUUUGGCUCUCGAAGGAUGCAGAGUUCGAUUGGUUAAAUCAAAACGCUUUUUACGAGAGGAAAGAUUCGACGAAAGGGAGUUCGAAUUCAACGAACUUAAAUCCUACUGUGAAUCCGACUUCUAAUUCGAAUUCUCAGCGAUUUUCCUUGAACUUCAAAUCGAAGGCCUCGAUUCUCGGCCUUCCGAAGCUUCACAAGACUUGUUUUGUAGAUUCGAAGAGUCGUCGAAAUGCGAAAUCUGGAAACACGAGGCUGUUCCCUAAACAAUCGGGAUCUUCCGAAAAAUCGGACUCUGCGCUCGUCGAACCCUCAUCGCCGAAAGUUUCAUGUAUGGGGAGAGUGAGAUCGAAGCGAGAUCGGAGUCGUCGAUGGAAGAAUCGUCGACGUUCAUGCGAACCGGCGCCGCCAAAGGAAAAACCGGAACGGAAAGACACUGAACCAGGCUUCUUAUGUACUUUCCGGAAUCUUUUCAGAUGUUGGAAAAAAACACCGGUGGUUAAACCAACCGCUCCAGAUUCCGGAGACUCGCUGGCAAUGAAAGCAUCUGAUAAGAUUGCCCUCAACAUCGACGCACUGACGGCGGAAUCUCGUCCUAGAAGGAGUGUGGAGAUCGAACCUCCCGGUUUGGGCGGCGUCAAGCGGUUCGCUUCGGGGAGGCGAUCCGGUUCAUGGGUCGUCGGCGACGGAGAGUAAUCGCCGGACGGCAGACUCUGAUUGAUUCUCUAAGGUUCUCGGUACCUUGAUGCGUGGGCUGUCGGCGGGACCCGCGGGAUUAGGUGGGCUUCUGCUGGGCCCGCUUUUCUUUUUUUUGUUUUUAUUGUAGUUGGAUGACGUGGCACUUUGAUUCAACUGUCCUCACCUCACUCCUCCCGUGCAUCACAAGGUAAGUAAGUAAAAAAAAAAGCCAAAAAGAGCCAAAGGUUUUCCAGAUGUAAUUUUGCCUAUUGUUCUUGCAGUUAUUUUUCUAUUUCAUUUGCAUUUACGCUGACGUUUUGUAGAUAAAAAAGAACAGUUUGGUUUAUUAUUAUCUUUUUCCUUUUUUGUGCAGUGAGCAGUUGUAAAUUCUUGUGUUCAGUUAAUAACUACUCAACUAAUGGGUUUUAUUUUA